AUGGAGGCCUUCAAUCUACACAACUUCCUUUCUUCCCUCUACAUUCUUUUACCUUUUGUUAUUCUCGCGAACCCAGUUCAUGCGGCUCCUUAUCAGAAUCGUAUUCUUGAGACCGGCAGUACUUUCGGUGCUCCGGAUCCAUAUGGCCCAUGGCAAAUGAUCCCCAGCAUUCCCACCGAAGACCUGGUCUACAUCAAAACUACCAACACCGGAACUGGGAGGGUAGAAGUUCACAUCGCCUCGGGUUCAUCGGGAUUCAGGACUCGCAGCCUUGAAGUCGGAACAUCAUUUGUCUCUGAGGAUAACGGAACUUGGCAAUUAAUUGAUGCAGACGGUGACGGCAGACCUGAUCUUGUUUACAUCAAAACUAGGAAUACCGGAACCGGUAGGGUGGAGGUACACAUUGCGUCCGCAUCAUCCAACUAUCAGACACGUAUCUUGGAAACUGGAACCACUUUUUACCCGGAGGAUAAUGGAGUUUGGCAGAUGGCAGACUUCGAUCACGAUGGCAAACUCGAUCUGGUUUAUAUCAAAACCCGUAAUACGGGCACAGGGAAGGUCGAAGUGCACGUGGCUUCUGGAGCGUCAAACUACCAGAGGCGAAUCCAGGAGGUCGGGACGACAUUCUACCCAGAAGAUAACGGCGUCUGGCAGAUGGUCGACUUCGACAGGGAUGGAAAAUUGGACCUUGCUUACAUCAAAACUCGGGAUACGGGAACUGGAAAAGUCGAGGUGCAUGUUGCGUCGGGCUCGUCCACUUACAAUACUCGCGUCCAGGAAGUCGGCACGACCUUCUAUCCAGAAAGUAAUGGGUUCUGGGAACUGAGUGACUUUAAUCAUGAUGGUGUCCUGGAUCUAGUGUAUAUCAAGACGCAAAACACUGGAACUGGUAGCGUUGAGGUCCAUGUGGCGUCGGGGAAAUCAUAG
Messenger RNA from Aspergillus oryzae RIB40, 927 nucleotides. RefSeq names its product FG-GAP repeat domain-containing protein. Lineage: Eukaryota; Fungi; Ascomycota; Eurotiomycetes; Eurotiales; Aspergillaceae. The record is from RefSeq and is a predicted model, not a curated record. The transcript has a single exon. Bases 1 to 927 code for a protein of 308 amino acids.